AUGGCCAAUCCAAAGAAUGAUAAUGCACAAUGCAUGACCAUCGUGACCCAAAGUGGUAAAGUUGUGGAGAGUGAUGUGCCAAAUGAUAAAAAUGCAAGUUCAAGCAAAGGGAAAACCAUUUUUUUGAGAUUGAUGUACUUGAACAAUGAAGCCUCCAAUGAGGUUGAUGAUGCACUAAAAAAUGUUUUUCUUGGUGAUUCUAAGAAUUCAAAUGUGGGGGUUGUGUCUCCCUCGGUACCUACAAAGCAGUUGACCAAAGUUACUCUACCAUUCCCUCAAAGAUUGAAGAAGAGGGAUGAAGGCGUAAAGUUUGAAAAUUUUCUUUCCAUCUGCAAAAGUCUUUACAUUGAUAUUCCUUUGGUGGAGGCAUUUUUAGAAAUGUUGGGUUAUGCAAAGUUUCUAAAAGAGUUGGUCACUAAGAAAAGAAGUAUGGAUUUUGAGAUGAUUGGAGUAUCCCAUAAAUGUAGUGUCGUUAUGUCCAGCAACGUGGUUGUCAAGAAAGAUGAUCUGGGGGCAUUUACUAUCCCUUGCGCUAUAGGGAUGCUCAAAUUUUCUAAUUCAUCAUGUGAUUUGGAGGUGAGUAUAAACUUGAUGCCCUAUGCCAUUUUCAAACAAGAUGGGCUAGGUGAGCCUAAACCUACAACUAUGCGUCUUCUUUUUGCCAACCGCUCUAUUAAGCACCCUAUUGAAAUCCUUUAUGACAUUUUGGUGAAGGUCCUUAUUAUUCUUCGUAGGCCAUUCUUGGCUACCGGGAAAGCUCUUGUUGAUGUGGAAAGUGGUGAACUGAAAUUCCGAGUAAAUGGUGUAGAAGUUACAUUCAAUAUUUGCAAAUCGAUGAAGCAACCAAGUGAACUCCAUGUGAUAUCAGUCGUUUACGUGAUUGCUGAAGGGGUUGCUAGUAUGAGCGAAGAUUCUUGUAUUAGUAAAUUUUUGGCUGCCAUCCUUUUGAACUAUGACGGGGAGGAAAUUCAAGAUUAUUAUGAGGUAGUGGCCGCUCUAUCGUGUUUAAGUUAUUAUUCUGAGAGCCCUUUGAAACUUGAUAUCAAUUUUAAGAAUAGGGAAAGUCUUCCCGCAAAGCCAUCUAUUGUAGAACCACCAAAGCCUGAAUUGAAGGUACUUCCACCUCACCUUCACUAUUUGUUCUUGGGAGCCAAUAACACUUUACCCGUGAUUAUUGUGAUGGAUUUGCUUGAAUGGCAAGCGCAAGCGCUUGUUAGUGUGUUGAAGAGUUUUAUCAAAUCUAUUGGGUGGACGAUUGCCGACAUAGUGGGAAUUCCCCCGUAUUUGUACUAA
Molecule: messenger RNA, 1293 nt
Organism: Solanum verrucosum
Lineage: Eukaryota; Viridiplantae; Streptophyta; Magnoliopsida; Solanales; Solanaceae
Exons: 2
Coding region: 1-1293 (430 amino acids)
Source: RefSeq, a predicted model, not a curated record